Messenger RNA from Erigeron canadensis, 885 nucleotides. RefSeq lists its product as uncharacterized. The transcript is spliced from 2 exons. NCBI's taxonomy places the organism in Eukaryota, Viridiplantae, Streptophyta, Magnoliopsida, Asterales, Asteraceae. The coding region runs from base 1 to 885 and encodes 294 amino acids. The record is from RefSeq and is a predicted model, not a curated record.
AUGUCGUCGUCUAACAUGAUGGGGGCAUCUAGUAGCUCGGGUGCUAUGAACCAAUCAUAUACGCAGUUCUUGCAAUCGCAACUGUUGAACGAACAGUUUCAGCAGUUCAUUGUCGCCUCUGUCGAGGAAGAAGUGGAAGAAGUUCCUGCCCCGCCCAAACGAUUGACGAAAAAAGGGGUUGCUGUAGCGGAUAAGGCGAAGUGGUCAACUCAGGAGGCGUUUUUGUUGGCGCAGGCGUGGACACGUGCUUCACAAGACUCGAGAGUGGGGAUAAGCCAAGACGAGACAAUGUUUUGGGUCAAAGUGAUCGAGGGGUUCAACAGUAACCGCCCAACAGGAAAGCGCAACAAAAGUCAACUACACGGCAAAUGGAGCAAGAUCAAGAGAACCACCAAACUGUUUGGAGCAAUCUUGAAGAGAUUGCAAGAUCAAGACCGACAGAGCGAGGCAGAUGACAGUCAAAUGUAUAAGGCUGCUCAUGAAAUCUAUGAACAGAACCAUGGGCCACCCCGAUUUCCAUAUGAGGAGUGUUACAAUGUGCUGAAAGAUUGUCCUGCAUUUUGGCAAGACCAUAGUAUUGCCAAAAUAACUGCAGCUGAUUUUAUUGAUUUGGGAGAGGAUGAGGGGCACGUUGGGGCUGGUCUGAGUGUGGAACCGAAUGAAGCUUUGAACCAGUUGUUUGGAGACGACCCUAUUAGAAGACCACCGGGUCGUAAUGUUAGCCGGAAAAUGUCUAGUCGCUCGGAUGCGACUUCCAGCCGUGGUGGUUCGAGUGGGUUAGAACAGGCGUUGGGCAAGCUUGAGCAAAUGCUCUUGAUGAAACAAGAGCAGAUGUUAAAAAUUGAGGAUAGGAAGAGGAUAGAGGAGGAGCGGAAGACGAGAUAG